AGCGGAAUCCCGGAAGCGAUCGGGUCCACCUGGACUCUCCCGGGAUGGUUGGUGUGUCUGGGGCGAGGGCGGGGGCAACCCACCGUGUCGGCCCGGUUCCGGAGCUAUGUCCAACUUCAAGAAGCAAGUGUUUGUUGGAAAAGUACUGAAGAAACUUUUUCCUGAUGUUCCAAGUGGCCAAGAAAAGCUUGCACCAGCGACCCUGGCCUCAGAAAAACCACCUGAAAAGGUGAGGCCUAAGAAAGCGAACCUCAGGGGAGUUCAGCCUUUGACAGGUACUGUUGUUGGCAGGUUGAGAAUCCCUGAAAUAAAUAUUUUAAAUUCCUUUUCUAUUGGAAACAAGAUUCAAUGGAAAUUUUACUUAGCCUAUCACGUUUAUUAUGGUUCCGUUUUACCGAAACUUGUUGCAUUUUAUUUUUCUUUUAUAGAUGAGGAUCCUCAUGACCAACCAAAGAGAAAAAGAAUUAGAAGGCGUAAAUCAAAGAAAAAUGUAAAAAAUCCCAAUAAUGUCCAUGUAGAACAAGCAGAAUUAGAGAAACAGCAGAGUCUUUUAGGAGAAAAAUUACAGCCACAGCACACGGAUGGCCCCAUAAUAAGCAAAAAUAAAAAAAGGAAACUGAAAAAGAAGGAGCAAAUUAAAAAGAAGAAAGUAGCUGGCUUACUAACAAAAGCUUCUGGCAUCAAUUUCAUGUACCAGCCUGAGGAGAGGAACAGUGAACAAGAAGAAUUAAGAAAUACUGAUGAGGAAGAUGGUAAGGACGGCAAUGAGGAAGACAUUCAAGACACCAACCAGGAAGAUGUUAAAGACACCAAUGAGGAAGACAUUCAAGACACCAACCAGGAAGAUGUUAAAGACACCGAUGAGGAAGACAUUCAAGACACCAACCAGGAAGAUGUUAAAGGCAUCAGUGAGGAAGAUGUUAAAAGUACCAAUGAAAAGGCAGAUGGUAUCCUAAACUUCUUGAAGUCCACACACGAAAUUUAUCUCUAUGAUGGUGUCUCCAAAGAUUCAGAUUCAGCUGUCUUUAUGGAAACCACUGAAGAACUAUUUGAACAGCUUGAAUCUCACAGCCUGUCUCCCUCAGAUGUGUUCAUUCUGGAUCACAUGAAAACGCUGUUACUUUUGCAAGAUACUGAAAGAUUGAAGAGCGCUCUGGAAAUGUUCCCAGAACAUUGCAGGAUGCCUCCUGAUCAUGUCAGAGUAAUCUCAACUUUCUUUAAUUACUGGAUUACACAUAUUCUUCCUCAGAGAAACAGUGAAUAAAAUCAGUAUAUCUAAGAAGAGUUAAAAUUUAACAAUACAAAGGAAAUAUGAAGUGGGCUGAGACUUAAUUCCUGUGUAUGAAGAUGAUGACAUUCCCUAUUUUUUCUUUGAAACCCGAAACCUGUGAACUUUGAAGACGUGUACCAUAUUAUUUAUUCAUGUGUUUGUACAUAGUGGGUCAGGUGUCAUCUGAGACUUCAAAUGAAAAUUUGGGUAAAAAUGAAAACUUUUUUCACUUAUUUGCAAUUGUAAAUGUCUUGAAUUAGUACAUAGAGAUUCUGUUUUUCUAAUUCUAAAAAUUGAAAAUGGACAUUCUGUUAAAUUGAAUAAACUAUAUAGUUUGAGGCUGUUAUAUUUUUGUAAAGUUUUAAAUCACCUUGUAUCAGAAAGUCUGCAUUUUAAGAAUGCUUUAUGGAAAUUAAAAUGUUCUGGUUUAAGUACUUUGAUUACAGUUGAAUUUCUUCUUUUUCCUCCCUCUUCUCGACUUUGAGAAUAAAAAUUGUUUUUUCCUGUUUGACCUUUCUUUUCAUCUUGGAAGCGGCCACUGGUUUCCACUCUUACUGUGUUUUGAAGACACCGUUCCAUUGGUACGACUUUUUAGGAGGGUACUGGCUCU
Molecule: messenger RNA, 1880 nt
Organism: Trichechus manatus latirostris (Florida manatee)
Lineage: Eukaryota; Metazoa; Chordata; Mammalia; Sirenia; Trichechidae
Gene: ERICH1
Product: glutamate rich 1
Exons: 5
Coding region: 107-1264 (385 amino acids)
Source: RefSeq, a predicted model, not a curated record